Ascochyta rabiei is the source of this 1593-nucleotide messenger RNA. RefSeq lists its product as uncharacterized. Lineage: Eukaryota; Fungi; Ascomycota; Dothideomycetes; Pleosporales; Didymellaceae. The record is from RefSeq and is a predicted model, not a curated record. The transcript has a single exon. Bases 1 to 1593 code for a protein of 530 amino acids.
AUGCCUGAAGACCUCAGCGACACUGUCAAUUAUGUUCCACCCUCUUCAUACCGUACCAGUGCCAAGUCAAAGCGCCGUAGCCUCCUGCCACAACUCGGAACACCGAGACCCAUGGCUCGCCCAGUCGCGCUCUCAGAUGCACCUAUGGAUCGUGCAGACAGCAGCCAAUCCAGUAUGAGGGCAACUGAGGCGACAAAACCAGCUACCUCGAUACCCUUGGCUCGAGGGACCUCGGUUUCUGGCUCAAGGCUGGGACGACCUCGACCACGUUCAGUGUACCAGACAGACUCCGCUCCCCCAGAAAAGAGCACCGUUGUCGAGAAAUCAACAACCUCACAAUCAAUGCGGCCGCCAAGCUUGCUGAGCAGGCCUUCUGCGACGCCAUCUCUAGGUCUCGGAAGAACACAGUCAUUGCGCAGGCCAGCUGCUACAACACAGACUGGUCCGCCAGUAGCUCCCGCGAUUCACUCACGCACGCAAUCUACCAGCACCAUGCCGCUCGCCCGAAGCAAUACAACUAGGCCCAGGACCAAUGCGGAAAGGCCCAAAUCAGCGCAUAUCUCUUCUAUUGUUUUACACCAGGCUGGUAGCACAACGACCGCACCAGACUCUGCGGUGACAAGAGCAUCCACGCGUCUUGCAGGUCUCAGUCGUUCAGCGAGUGUGAAGGCAAGACCAGAAGUGUCUAGUAGCGGAGUGCAACCCAGGGCCGCGACAAGACCUGACGAGCCCAUCGUCCCUCAAGCGAAGUCCAAAGAACCGAUGAAGGAAGAAGCCAAAAGGACAGCCCGGCCAGCAUUCAGUACACUGCAGCAGCAUUUCACGCCGAGAAAGACGGGCAAAGCCCCAACAGCAACAUUCCUUCAUCCCGCCCCAGCCGCGACAAGUAACAUCCUGCCACCUGAGCUGGUCAGCCUACAAAUGGACCUUCUUCAGCUACACCUCCUGCAUGAGAACGCCGCGAAGGUAAACAGACACUGGGAGAUGAGCGCAAAGCGUGAGCUACGGAUGAAAUUCGAUGAGGUCGCCAGUAUGUACCAAGUCAUGCUGGAGCACGAGCGCUCUGGUCAAGAGCAGAAGAACCUCGAGGCGCUCCUUGAGUGGACCGGUGACAGAUCAUCUGCCAGCCUCGUUGAGCACAUCCAGAUACUCUCAGGUCCGCUUCACGAGCUUCCGUCCUUGGUUCAGACAGGCGGGCGCUUUCAGCGUCUUGUUGCUGCUUUCGAACAGUGGGUGUCCUGGCUGGAGGAAGUCCGGUCAGCACGAGAGAGUCGAACUGAAGCUGGAUUGGGGUCGAUCGAAGGUCUUGGAGACGCGUGGAAAGCAGAGAACGCAUCACUCGUGCGCAAGUUGACUUCUUUCGCACGCGACCUGAAUGGCCUGUCUCAACCAGCUGCAGGAUCAAGCAUUGCGUCUAUCGUCUUUUCCUGCAAGACCUUACUUCAAGGGCUCUUGGAGGAGCUUGAAGUUAUGCAAACGAUUGAAGCGAGUGUGCUGUUAAAGGAGAAGGAGUGGGUGGAAACACGCCUGCAGGGUAUUGCAGCGGACAUCGGUUCUUUUCUGGUUGACAAAACCCCGGCCUGGCGAACGUGA